Akanthomyces muscarius is the source of this 2067-nucleotide messenger RNA. RefSeq lists its product as uncharacterized. The coding region runs from base 1 to 2067 and encodes 688 amino acids. Gene Ontology annotation, biological process: carbohydrate metabolic process. The record is from RefSeq and is a predicted model, not a curated record. The transcript has 4 exons. Lineage: Eukaryota; Fungi; Ascomycota; Sordariomycetes; Hypocreales; Cordycipitaceae.
AUGAAGUUUCUACAAGUCGCUGCAGCGGCCUUGCUGGCCAUUGUUGGCCACACCGACGCCAAGUCGACGUUUGCGCCGGCUCGCCCCCCUGCUGCCCCCCUCGCCGUCCGCUCGCCGUACCUCAAUGUCUGGCUCAAUGGACGGACUGACGGUGGUGAGAGUGGUAUUCUCCCGAAUCAAUGGCCUCGCUUCUGGACUGAAGGUGUCCAGGGCUGGCAAGGCUUCAUCAAGGUCGACGGCAAAACGUACAAUUGGAUGGGAAACCACCCCAGCACUGACUUUGCCGACCAAACCGCCCAAAGCUACACAUCGACCAAGACCGAGUUCGUCAUGAAUGUCGGCGGCAAGGUCGAGCUCACCGUCAGCUUCCUGUCGCCCGUCUUUCCCGAUGAUCAUAUUCGCCAGUCGAUUCCAUUUGCCUACAUGAAUGUGGAGGUCAAGUCCAUCGACGGCCGCUCCCACUCUGUCCAGAUUUACAGCGACGUCUCUGGAGAAUUUGCGUCUGGUGAUAACAGCGCCCUCAUUCAAUGGGAGCACCAAAAAGUCAACGGCCUCCACUCACAUCACUUCUGGCGGCAGAACCAAGAUGUCUUCAACGAGGCCAACGAUCAGGCUUCGUGGGGCAAUUGGUACUGGACAACAAAGGACCAGCGUGGUGUCAGCUACCAGAUUGGACAGGACACUGCGGUGCGCAGCGAGUUUGUGAACAACGGCCGUCUGGACGGUAGCAUCGACAGCCAGUUCCGCGCUGUUAGUGAUCGAUGGCCCGUCUUUGCGCUGUCUCGCGAUCUUGGAAAGGUCAAGGGAUCUGUCACCACGCUCUUCACCAUUGGCAUUGCACAAGACGAAGCCAUCCAGUUUCACGGCAACGGUGAGCAAAAGGGUCUUCCCUCUUUGUGGAAGGACGAGUUCAGCAGUGAGGCCGAUCUCGUCAAUUUCUUCUACAACGACUACUCCUACUCGCUGGAGCAUUGCCUGGAGCUCGACCACCGCAUCGAAUCCGACUCCAAGGCCGUUGCUGGUCAGGACUAUGCUACCAUCACCAGCCUGGCUCUCCGUCAAUUUUACGGCGCCAUUCAGCUCGCGGGUACCAAGGACAACAUCAAGGUAUUUAUGAAGGAGAUUAGCUCAGACAGCGAUAUCCAGACUGUGGAUGUCCUCUUCCCAGCCUUCCCCGCCAUGGUGUACCUGAACCAUGACUUGAUCAAGUGGAGUCUUGAGCCUCUCCUGGAGUACCAAAAGAGCGGUCGCUACCCCAACAAGUGGGCUGUUCACGAUCUCGGCCGAUACCCGCGCGCCCUGGGUUACGAUGCCGGCAACGACGAGCCGAUGCCGCUGGAGGAGUGCGGCAACAUGAUUAUCAUGAUGCUUGCCUAUGCACAAAGGUCUGGCGACAACAAGUGGCUGGCGGAUAACUGGGAUCUGCUCACCCGCUGGGCGAAUUAUCUGAUCGAAGAUGCCAAGAUUCCUGCGCACCAGUUGUCGACCGACGACUUUGCCGGGCAGCUCGCCAACCAGACCAACCUCGCCAUCAAGGGCAUCAUUGCCCUGGAGGCCAUGUCGGAGAUUUCCGUACGCGCCGGGCACGACGACCAGAGGCAGCACUACAGCGAUAUUGCACACGACUACUACGGCUUCUGGUCCGAGCAUGGUAUCAACCACAACGCCACGACGCCGCACUCGACGCUCGCCUACAACGACAUGGAGAGCUACGGCCUGCUGUACAACCUCUGGGGCGACAAGGUGCUCAAGCUCGGCUUCAUCCCCGAGGAGGUCUACAAGAUGCAGAGCGCAUGGUACCCGCACGUGGCCAACGAGUACGGCAUGGUGCUGGACACGCGCGGGACGCUGACCAAGACGGACUGGGAGAUUUUCGCGGCGUCCAUGGCCGAGGAGUCGACCAAGAUGCAGUUUGUCAAGCUCAUUGCCAAGUGGAUCAACGAGACGAAGACGUGGCGGGCUCUGACGGACCUGUACGACACAAAGGACGGCGGCUACCCGCGCGGCAUUGAGUUUACGGCGCGACCGGUCGUGGGUGGUCUGUUUGCGAUUCUUGCUCUGCGAUGA